Entamoeba invadens IP1 is the source of this 504-nucleotide messenger RNA. RefSeq lists its product as hypothetical. Gene Ontology annotation, cellular component: signal peptidase complex; membrane. NCBI's taxonomy places the organism in Eukaryota, Evosea, Mastigamoebida, Endamoebidae. The record is from RefSeq and is a predicted model, not a curated record. The transcript has a single exon. The coding region runs from base 1 to 504 and encodes 167 amino acids. Gene Ontology annotation, biological process: protein targeting to ER.
AUGUCCACAGACAAGUUCGUCGUGCCAAAAGUCGCAAUGUAUAACCCCGUCGAGCUCAAGAAAAUUUUGGACCUUGGCCUCGAGGAGAUUUUGAAGACCGACUACAAAUUCUCUCUCGACUUUUGGUACUCAAACACUGUCAUCGUGUGUAGUUUCAUAUGUUCCAUUCUUGGCGCUUUGGCUUGGUAUUACCCAAUACCCUGGCCACAAAGUUAUUGGCACAUCUUCGCCAUUAUCGUCAUAUACAUCGUGGUCGACGGAUACUUGACAUACAUUAUGUGGUACAAACACAAGGGAUUCGUGGCACAAACACUCCCAAAGGACAAGAAACCGUCAAUGGCGUUUUAUUCGGAAAUGGCUAAAUACUCGCCCUUGUUUGUUAUCACAAAAGUCGCUGAUGGAAAGAAAAGUGAGGUGAGCUUCGAGGUGAACAAGGUUUUCAACGAGGAGGGGAAGCUCUUGUUCGAUUUGUACGGCGCUUACAUUCAAAAGUUGGUGAAUUGA